AUGACCAAUUAUCGUACGGAAUUACGUAUACCUGUUGAACGUAAUAAAAAAUCCGUCAUUCAUGAUGAUUACUUGAAAAAUUUUAGUAUUUUUGACAACGAUACAACAUUUCCAUCAGACGACAAAUGGAAAUAUAAUUUCACCAGUAAUAAUAAUAAUAAUACCAAUAAAUUUGACUGGGAUUCACGUAAUCGUCACACAUCCGGUAGUCAUGACCACUUCUCUCAUCAAAUCCCAUGGCAUAAACGUUUUCGUACAAUCUCAUCUAGUCCAAUGCGAUUCGCAGAGACAACGGACUACCUCUACGAUGAUAUGAAGCGUAGAAUGGAGGAAAGACGAAGACGAUGGAAUGAAGAAUUCCGAUUAAUGCACAAUGAUAUGCUAUUACCUAGUCGAUUAUCUAGUUCCAGUGAUUUAUUUGGCAGUCGCGAUGUAAUGAAUUCAUCAGCCAGUUCACGAGAUACAUUAACGACAACAGCAGCGACAGCAACAACAAAGACAAGUGGUUAUGAACAAUUUCAAGAUGGCAGUGUACAUUUUGUAGCGAAUUUUAAUCUAUCAGAUUAUGAUCCUGAAUUAGUAAAAGUAUUUGUACGUGAUGGUCAGCUAGUGGUAACAGCUAAAACAGACAGAAGUCAUUCCACGCAUAGCUUGAAUGCAAUGAACAAUCAUAAUAAUAGUAACAACGGUUCCACAUCAUCUCUUCGUGAAUAUUCACGUUCUGUCAAUUUACCUCCAGGUGUAGAUGAUGAGAAAAUCUCUGCUUUAUUAUCCCUGAAUGGUAUCCUGACUGUUAGUUGUCCUAUGAAACCACCGCCUUUUUCAUCGUCAGUAGAUGGACGAUCCUCUGUUACUAAUUCAGAAGUAUCGUCCGAUCGAUUUUGGAAUGAUAAUAACAAUAAUAAUAAUCAUAAUAAUAAUAAUAACAACUCACCUCGUCAAUAUCAUUCACCAAGAAAGUUAUCACAACAACUUUUGAACACCUUUGAAUUAAAAUCACCAAAAUUGAGCCAUUCAACACGUUCGAUCCAUUCAGAUUAUGAUAUUAAUUUACACAGUCAUGAUCGCGAUCAUCAUCAUCAUCACCACCUGAACGACACUCAACGAACCUAUGUCAACAACAAUGAUCUACAUCGUCCUGCGUAUCAAUCACCAAGAAAACGUCGAUUCUGUUUAGAACUGCCUAUUGAUUCCGAGUAUUCACCAUCGGAAAUACAAAUUAAAACGUUAAAUCGUCGUAUUUAUGUGAAAGCACGUCAUGAAGAACGUGGAUUAAAUCGUACAGCUGUAAGAGAAUUUUCUAAAGAAUAUGAUAUACCCGAUCAUGUUGAUCCUGAGAGUCUUACAGCGAAAUUUAGUAAUGGUAUAUUAUAUAUUGAAGAACCGCUUAUAUAA
Molecule: messenger RNA, 1395 nt
Organism: Trichobilharzia szidati
Lineage: Eukaryota; Metazoa; Platyhelminthes; Trematoda; Strigeidida; Schistosomatidae
Source: the annotation of a GenBank genome assembly